Penicillium robsamsonii is the source of this 954-nucleotide messenger RNA. RefSeq names its product bZIP transcription factor atfB (gene atfB). Lineage: Eukaryota; Fungi; Ascomycota; Eurotiomycetes; Eurotiales; Aspergillaceae. The record is from RefSeq and is a predicted model, not a curated record. Bases 1 to 954 code for a protein of 317 amino acids. The transcript has a single exon. Gene Ontology annotation, biological process: regulation of transcription by RNA polymerase II. Gene Ontology annotation, molecular function: RNA polymerase II cis-regulatory region sequence-specific DNA binding; DNA-binding transcription factor activity, RNA polymerase II-specific.
AUGUCUAACCUCAAAUCCGCAAUGCCAUCAGGCCUGCCAUCAGGGUUACCCCCAGGCCUAACAGAUAUCAACCUCGGUCCAUCCCCAUUCACAUCUUCCUUCUCUGGUGAUUUCCUAGGCCUCCCAAUACCAGACGACGAUCAACUCUGGGGUCUAAGCCCCGUCUCACCAAUGGCGGGCUGGGACAAAGACUCGGGAUAUGCCCAUUCCGCACUCGAACGAGACCUCAAAAACGCCCAAGUCCGAAAUGGCCAACCAACUCCACCCCCAUACGACGAUGGCCGUGAACAUUUCUCUCUAGACAUGAUGGAAAGCGCGAGCAAACGAAGGCGCGUGCGCGAAUACAAAGCCGCCGCCGCUAGCCUCAGCCCGGACCUUGACGAUGCCCCGCACGAACGCGCCAAGCGGGCUAAAUUCCUAGAGCGAAAUCGUCUUGCCGCCAGCAAGUGUCGUCAGAAAAAGAAAGAACAUACUCAGCUGCUGGAAUUCAAUUUCAAAGAACAGUCGGAGAAAAAGGAACAGCUCGUUGCGGAAAUUGCACGUCUGCGCUCUGAGAUUCUCGGGUUGAAAAAUGAGGUCCUCAAACAUGCUCAGUGUGGCGAUGAACCUAUUAAACUUCAUCUCGCGCAAAUGGUAAAGAAAAUCACCGAUAAAGAUGGGGCUCCGUCUAGUGGAUUGGAAUCGCCCGUCAGAAUCCACGAUCAUCCCUCCGUCUCCCCGCUCGAACCAACCCCAGCUCCUCCCGUGACAACUUCCGUGCCUGUGUCUGCGCCCGCACCGACGGCGAUGUCAUUCGGUUUUGACGAUCCGCUGCAACUUGAGCCGGCUACUGCGGCAGCAGCCGAAGCAUUUGAACAGCAGAUGCGACGCGAGUCGGAGGUUUCGCUCGUUUCUGAGGGGUCUUAUUCGUUUUCGGCGGAGGAUACCUCCUUUGAUGAUUUGAUCAAUGUAUAA